AUGGAAAUUCCGGCCCCGUCCUCCCUGGAGGCGAGCGGCGGCGGCGCCGGCGGCGGCGAAGAGAGCGCCGCUCCGACGAGGAGCGGCGUCUCCGGCCAGACGGGGGAUGCCCUGGAGGGCGACGGCGCCAGAGGCGUCGAGAGCGUCGCCACGGAGAGCGACGGCGCCGGCGGCGGCGAAGAGUGCGCCGCUCCGACGAGGAACGGCGUCCCCGGCCAGACGGGGGAUGCCCUGGAGGGCGACGGCGCCAGAGGCGUCGAGAGCGUCGCCAUGGAGAGCGACGGCGCCGACCCCGGCGCCGCGGCGCCGCAGAUCCACGAGCCUAGGCCAGAUCGGAAGACCUGCCACCAGUGCCGCCAGGGCAAAUCUUACUUCGGGGCAGCUUGCAAGGUCGAGAAAAAAUAUGGGCUGUGCAAGCUCAGGUACUGCCGGAAAUGCUUGAUUAACAGGUAUGGCGAGAGUGAAGAUGCGGUGGAGCUGGACGAUUCCUGGGCCUGCCCCAAGUGCAGGGGUGAAUGCAACUGCAGUAAUUGCAGGAAAAUGAGCGGGAAGACACCGACGGGGAUACUGUCCCAUGCCGCCAAGGCGGUAGGGUGCUCUUCCGUCCAUGACUUGCUAAACAAAGGGGACGACGAGGUGGCUGCUGCGCAGAAGCUGGUAACCCCGCUGACGGCUAAUCGCACCUCAAAGAAGAAGCGAAACAGGGAUGUUGCGACAGAUGAUGCUACUGGUACCAAUGGAUUACUGGCUGAAGGGGAUGAUCAGAAUGCAGUUUCUUCUGUUCCUACCAAGAAGAAGAAGAAGGUUAAAUGCACAGUAGAUAACCGUCCUGCUGAUGACAAGUCCCUGCAGGGAACUGAGAGCCUUUGCGCUGUUGAGGAGGAAAUUGUGUUACCCAGGGGCACUCCUGUCACUAACGUUGCGGGUGCAGACCUGGAGGAGGAAGAUGUCGGGCCUGCACUUCAGUUUUAUGAGUUUUGCCGCUCAUUUGCUGAGUUUUUCCAUCUAAGGAAGGGGGAACCAGAAAAAAUUCUUCAAGAAAUCUCCGGAGGCCGUGAACUUCGAGUGGUGGCCUCACUUAUUGCUGAGCUUCACAUAAAGCUGUUUUCUAUUAUCAAACAAGACAGAGGGGAGAAGCCUCCGAAGUAUUCAAGAGAUGGAGAUCAAUGGAUAAUUGAUAUUGGCAAAUAUAUUAGUGGGUCAACCUUUAUCUCAAAGGAGUUGCCUCUUGACUGUUUGAAUCAGGGAGUAUCAGGAUAUAAGAUUUUGAGCCCUUCUUAUAAGCUACAUGUGCUGAAUUUUUUGUGUGAUGAGACUCUUUCUUGCGCAAAGUUGAGAAACUGGAUUGACAAAAAAAACGAAAAGGCAUCUGAGAGAAAGAGUGUUGCCAAGGAAAAAAUCCGUGCUGCAAAUGAGAAGGAAAGGGAGCUAAAAGGAAGACAGAGUGACAUGGCUAAAGAUGCGCUUUUUAUGGAAGGAGAAACUACUACCAUCAUGGAGACUAAUAAUCUCAUUUCUGAAGUAAAGGAGGCAAAUGAAGUCAAAAGAGCAGCUACAAAUGCAUUAGAGGAGGUGGGAGGUGUUCAGCGGACCAAACCUGUCAUGGUAGAUAAAGGGGUAGCAUAUUGGAAGCUGGAUGGGUAUUGUGAUAAUGCAACAAUAAUGCGUCAAGAGCUCGAUAGUGAAAACAUGAUGGGGAACAAAGACAAAUGGUUCAUGUUCACUGAA
Lolium rigidum is the source of this 1728-nucleotide messenger RNA. RefSeq lists its product as uncharacterized. The transcript has 11 exons. Lineage: Eukaryota; Viridiplantae; Streptophyta; Magnoliopsida; Poales; Poaceae. Gene Ontology annotation, cellular component: nucleus. The annotation marks the transcript as partial. Gene Ontology annotation, biological process: regulation of DNA-templated transcription. The record is from RefSeq and is a predicted model, not a curated record.